Messenger RNA from Quercus lobata, 1220 nucleotides. It is a transcript of the gene IPT3, whose product is annotated as isopentenyltransferase 3. Lineage: Eukaryota; Viridiplantae; Streptophyta; Magnoliopsida; Fagales; Fagaceae. Gene Ontology annotation, molecular function: tRNA dimethylallyltransferase activity. Bases 58 to 1143 code for a protein of 361 amino acids. The transcript is spliced from 2 exons. Gene Ontology annotation, cellular component: mitochondrion. The record is from RefSeq and is a predicted model, not a curated record. Gene Ontology annotation, biological process: tRNA modification; cytokinin biosynthetic process.
UCUUGCUGCUUCAUGUUCAUGGCACUCUGAUCAAAUCUCUGAUCGAAGUUAGCAUUGAUGAGCAUUAAUCAUCUUCAAACAUUUUUUCUAUUCAUACUUCUUCAGAUUGUCACAUCUCAUCCACCAAGAAGGUUCAUCAUGGCAUUUUCCACAUUCAUGUGCCAACAAACACAACCAUUUCUAGAUUUUCCAUCUAGUGGGCUGAAAAUGGAUCUCUUCAAUCCUCAAAGACACAAAGAAAAGGUAGUGAUUGUAAUGGGAGCAACAGGAACUGGCAAGUCAAGACUCUCCAUUGAUCUUGCUAGUCGGUUUCCGGCCGAGAUCAUCAACUCUGAUAAAAUGCAAGUGUACAAGGGACUUGACAUAGUCACCAACAAAGUCACUGUAGAAGAGCAACGUGGUGUGCCUCACCAUUUGCUAGGGAUAGUAAAUCCUAAUGCUGAUUUCACGGUAACAGAGUUUUGUGACAAAGCAUCACAUAAGAUUGAGUCAAUUGUAGGACAAGGCCGCCUUCCAAUCAUUGUUGGAGGCUCCAAUUCUUACAUUGAAGCCUUAAUAGAUGAUGAUGAUUUUAUAUUUAGAUCAAAGUAUGAAUGUUGCUUUCUUUGGGUGGAUGUGUCAAUGCCUUUGCUUCACUCAUUUGUGUCAAAGCGAGUUGAUCAAAUGCUUGAAAAGGGCAUGAUAGAUGAGGUAAGAAAAAUGUUCAAUCCCAAUUUGGACUACUCAAGAGGGAUUAGAAGGGCAAUUGGGGUUCCGGAAUUCGAUCUAUAUAUUCGAAGUGAACAAUUUUUAGACAAAGAACAACGUGCAAUGUUACUCCAAGAAGCAAUAUGUCACAUUAAGGAAAAUAAUUGCAAAUUAGCAUGCCGCCAAAGGGAGAAAAUUCACCGGCUUAGAAAUAUGAAAGGGUGGAAUAUGCACAGGCUUGACGCCACAGAAGUGUUUCGAAAGCACGGAAGAGAAGCAGAUAAGGCAUGGGAAGAGCUUGUAGCUGGACCAAGCGGUGAGAUUGUUGGCCAAUUUCUUUACAAUUUGGCCACCAAGGUACCUACAAAUGUCGCAGGCAUUAAGAUGAGGAAUGUAGGAGCUGCCAUUGCAACAGCAACUUAUCAGAGGAUGCAAAAGGUGGAUACUUGCUUCUGACGAUAUAAUUAAGAGAGAGACAACGGAGAUCUACUUUUUGAACCAAAUUUUGUACUAGAUCACAUUCUACUUCUCUU